Messenger RNA from Acaromyces ingoldii, 469 nucleotides. Its product is annotated as ubiquitin-related modifier 1. Gene Ontology annotation, biological process: protein urmylation; tRNA thio-modification. The coding region runs from base 34 to 354 and encodes 106 amino acids. Lineage: Eukaryota; Fungi; Basidiomycota; Exobasidiomycetes; Exobasidiales; Cryptobasidiaceae. The transcript has 3 exons. Gene Ontology annotation, cellular component: nucleus; cytoplasm. The record is from RefSeq and is a predicted model, not a curated record. Gene Ontology annotation, molecular function: protein tag activity.
CUCUAAUUUGUUUGACAACAUACGACUGCGACGAUGAGUGACUCGAAGCUAAGCGUCACCGUCGAGUUUGGGGGAGGCACGGAGCUGCUGACGGCGACGCCGAAGCAGAAGAAGCAUGUCGUCUCGCUCGCCUCUUCAUCGGAAAAGGCAGCUACCAUGUCGAACCUCCUCGGCCUCAUUCUCAAGGAUCUCAUCGUGGAGCGCCCUGAGAUGCUCGUCGAAGGUGACGGCAACGUACGACCAGGAAUCCUCGUGCUGAUCAAUGAUGCAGACUGGGAACUCGAGGGAGAAAUGGCAUACGAGGUGCAGGAUGGCGAUCACGUCUGCUUCAUCUCUACCUUGCACGGUGGAUAGCCUUUACGGAAGAGAAGGGCAAGCUGGAGCUAGGGCGGAGUAAUAAAACAUGUAUCGAUUUGAGGAGACAAGGAUGUUUGGCUCUUGUACAAUACAAAAUUGCAUUCGCAUGGCG